ACAUGAAUCAACGUACUAUUCAUUACCCCCCUAAGGUUGAAUCGCGACACAACGCCUAGGCACAAUCGUGGCUAGAGCGCCACGAACAUCCAGAUUCGUCCAAAAAAAAUCAAAGACUUUUUCUUUCCAACCACCUCCAGUCCCUCGGCAGAUCUGCGCAGUGCUGCACGGCUCUGCACAGCUUCGCGGCCACAAGCAACGAGACCCUACUAGCAGCAUUGUUUGCUAUGUCUAUGACAACGCAGGCCAACUGGCUUGUGUUUGCCGCGGGCGCGGCGGCAUGCUAGCCGACGGCGACAAGACUUCUAACGGUGAUGGCCCGGCAGUCUUUAUAUAAUCUCGACUUGGGGGCCUAGGCCCGAGCCCAGACGCAUGGUGAUUGGCUUUGCUGGCUGCCUACGGGUGGAGAAGAGAGCUCUUCUCGCGAGAGUGCAGCGUAAUCGCCGAAGAGAUCGACAACGGCCGAAAGAGGAUCAAGAUGUACACGAGACGGCCAUCGACCAACUGCAGGGUUACCGUGCCCGUCUUGUCUUGGGGCCGUUCCCAGAAGCGCCGUCCCUUUUCGGGGCCAGCAGCAAGUCAGCAGCAACUCAGCAACAAUCGUCUUGGGCUCGUUCUCGCCCCAGACGUGGGAUAAGACGGCGUAAUAGUGGAGGGAUAUUGCUAAUAAGCCGGGCUUGUUUGGGUGCCACAGCCCAAACAGGCUCGGCUUCAACAACAGCAAUUCAAGAUCCUGCCGCCCUGUCGCCGACAUGUGGUGGGGGCUCCGGCCCACCAGAUUUCGCGACUGAUUGGCUGGGCUUGUUUGGGUGCUACAACCCAAACAGGCUCGGCUUCAACAGCGGCCAAGCAGACUCAGCUUCAACAACGGCAGUUGGUUCACGAGUCCUUCGCCUUCUGUAUCUUGGCAGAGUCGCCACCUGGAGGGGCAUGAAGGGGUUCUUGGCGAGGUGGCGUUUGGUAGCCCUGACGAGUAAAUAUAUCACUCAGUUCGUUGAAUGAAAUUGUCUCAUUAUGAA
Lasiosphaeria miniovina is the source of this 1019-nucleotide messenger RNA. RefSeq lists its product as uncharacterized. The transcript is spliced from 3 exons. NCBI's taxonomy places the organism in Eukaryota, Fungi, Ascomycota, Sordariomycetes, Sordariales, Lasiosphaeriaceae. The record is from RefSeq and is a predicted model, not a curated record. The coding region runs from base 373 to 1002 and encodes 209 amino acids.